UUUGACUGAUUUUUCAUGUUUUUUUAAUGGAAUUUUACUGGAAAUUUAAUUGAAAAUAAAUGAUAAAUGUUAAAUAUUUAUUCUUAUUUUUAACUAAUAAGGCAAGCGCGAUCCAUCGAACAACGAAAAGACAUUUUAAAUCUUCAUUAUGACUUUUUUCCAAAUGCUUUUCGGUAAUAGUUUUUCAGAAAAUUAUAAAAUUUUCAGCUUUCAGCAAUGAUCUUAAAAUGGACGCUUAUCAGAAGAAUGCUAGCAACACCGAAACAAAAAUUAAAAAAUUACAAAUUUCCGGAUGUUAGAAAAGAGGAUUGCGAACAGGGAACAUCGGAAGGAAGAAUUUUGGGAAAUAAUCCAAAUUUUUUUCAGAAAUACAUUUCCGGAUGGGGUCCUGGUGGGCAGAAGGUAAAUACUGCCCAGAAUGCGGUUCAACUGACACAUCUUCCAACUGGUACCGUACUCAAGGUGCAUGAGUCUCGGCUUCUCCCAAAAAACAUCGAUAUCGCCUUCGAGCGUAUGAAGUUUGUGCUGGAUCGACAGAUAAACGGAGAAAAUUGUUACGAGGAGCAGCUCAAGAGGCUUCAAAUUGCGAAGGAAGAGAAGUCGAACAAGAGAAGAGUGCAAGCGAGGAAGGAGAAAGAAAGUUAUAAAAAUGAAAGUGUAGAAUGAAUGUGUGUUACAAUGAAAUAAAAUGAUAAACUGGAA
Molecule: messenger RNA, 702 nt
Organism: Caenorhabditis elegans
Lineage: Eukaryota; Metazoa; Nematoda; Chromadorea; Rhabditida; Rhabditidae
Gene: T23B5.4
Product: Prokaryotic-type class I peptide chain release factors domain-containing protein
Exons: 3
Coding region: 217-666 (149 amino acids)
Biological process (GO): translational termination
Cellular component (GO): mitochondrion
Molecular function (GO): translation release factor activity
Source: RefSeq, marked reviewed